Pocillopora meandrina is the source of this 3513-nucleotide messenger RNA. The record is from the annotation of a GenBank genome assembly. NCBI's taxonomy places the organism in Eukaryota, Metazoa, Cnidaria, Anthozoa, Scleractinia, Pocilloporidae.
AUGAGCAUCGCCUUACUUGUUGCCCUGUUCUUGCUCAACUCAGAUCGCAUUCAGAAAGCCAUUGAGAUAUGCAGCGAAUGUUUGAUUUUGCUAACUUGCACCGAUCAAAACAGCAAAGACCAAUUUGAUUCGGCACUGCUACAAUUUUACAGCGACAUCUAUACCAUUCUUUUCAGCGCUUAUCGUCAUAUCUCUGACUACAUAAGUGCGGAAACAUACGGGAGGAAAAUGUUUGACUUAUACAGAGAGUAUGGAAUUAUGCUUUAUAGACUUGGCGAAAGCUUAAAAGCAAAGGAAUAUGUUGAGAGGGCCCUUGCCAUAACAACCAAAAUUGGCGACAGAAGCGGAGAAGCAUUAUGUUAUGGAAACUUAGCUACUGUGUUUGAGUCGCUUGGCCAAUACGACAAGGCUGAAGAGUAUCUCCAGAAAGCGCUUGUCAUCAGAACUGAAAUUGGCGACAGAGAAGGGGAAGCAUCAUGUUAUGGAAACCUAGGUACUGUGUUUAAGUCGCUUGGCCAAUACGACAAGGCUGAAGAGUAUUACCAAAAAGCGCUUGUCAUCACAACUGAAAUUGGCCACAGAGAAGGGGAAGCAUUAUGUUAUGGAAACUUAGGUACUGUGUUUGAGUCGCUUGGCCAAUACGACAAGGCUAAAGAGUAUCUCCAGAAAGCGCUUGUCAUCACAACUGAAAUUGGCCACAGAGAAGGGGAAGCAUCAUGUUAUGGAAACCUAGGUACUGUGUUUAAGUCGCUUGGCCAAUACGACAAGGCUGAAGAGUAUCACCAAAAAGCGCUUGUCAUCACAACUGAAAUUGGCGACAGAAAAGGGAAAGCAUCAUGUUAUGGAAACCUUGGUAUUGUGUUUAAGUCGCUUGGCCAAUACGAUAAGGCUGAAGAGUAUCUCCAAAAAGCGCUUGUCAUCAGAACUGAAAUUGGCCACAGACAAGGGGAAGCAUCAUGUUAUGGAAACCUAGGUACUGUGUUUACGUUGCUUGGCCAAUACGACAAGGCUGAAGAGUAUCUCCAGAAAGCGCUUGUCAUCACAACUGAAAUUGGCGACAGAAAAGGGAAAGCAUCAUGUUAUGGAAACCUUGGUACUGUGUUUAAGUCGCUUGGCCAAUACGACAAGGCUGAAGAGUUUCUCCAAACAGCGUUUGCCAUCAGAACUGAAAUUGGCCACAGAAAAGGGGAGGCAUUAUGUUAUGGAAACCUAGGUACUGUGUUUCUGUCCGUUGGCCAAUACGACAAGGCUGAAGAGUAUCUCCAAAAAGCGCUUGUCAUCACGACUGAAAUUGGCGACAGAGAAGGGGAGGCAAGUGACUAUGGAAACCUAGGUACUGUGUUUAAGUCGAUUGGCCAAUACGACAAGGCUGAAGAGUAUCUACAAAAAGCGCUUGUCAUCAGAACUGAAAUUGGCGACAGAAAAGGGGAAGCAUCAUGUUAUGGAAACCUUGGUACUGUGUUUGUGUCGCUUGGCCAAUACGACAAGGCUGAAGAGUAUCUCCAAAAGGCGCUUGUCAUCAGAACUGAAAUUGGCGACAGAGAAGGGGAAGCAUCAUGUGAUGGAAACCUUGGUGCUUUGUUUAAGUCGCUUGGCCAAUACGACAAGGCUGAAGAGUAUUACCAAAAAGCGCUUGUCAUCACAACUGAAAUUGGCGACAGAAAAGGGGAAGCAUCAUGUUAUGGAAACCUUGGUGCUGUGUUUGAGUCGCUUGGCCAAUACGACAAGGCUAAAGAGUAUCUCCAAAAAGCGCUUGUCAUCACAACUGAAAUUGGCGACAGAGAAGGGGAGGCAUCAUGUUAUGGAAACCUAGGUACUGUGUUUGUGUCGCUUGGCCAAUACGACAAGGCCAAAGAGUAUCUCCAAAAAGCGCUUGUCAUUAGAACUGAAAUUGGCGACAGAGAAGGGGAAGCAUCAUGUUAUGGAAACCUUGGAAAUGUGUUUAGAACUGUUGGUGAUUUUGAAGCUUCGGAAGUAUACUUAGAGAAAGCUUUAUUCAUAUCCAGAGAUAUUGGAGAUGGAAGAAAAGAGUUCGAAAUCCUUGGAAGUUACGCCAUUUUGUAUUUAUACCAAUAUAAAAUCAAAGACUCCCUGUCGUGUCUUCAUCUGUGCAUUGGAAAGUAUGAGGAGCUGAGAUAUUUCUUGGGCGCCAAUGAUCAGUUCAAAACAUCAUUUCUGGAGCACACAGGAAUAUUUCCCUACAAACUGCUUUGUACUUUGCUUUGUGACACCGGAAAUGCUCGGGAUGCUCUUUAUGUUGAGGAGUUGGGUCGAGCUAGAGGCCUAUCAGACUUAAUGGCAGAGAAGUACUCGGUUGAAACGCACAUCUCUGCUAAUCCACAAUCUUGGUUUGGCAUUGAGAACAUUUUAAGAAAGAAAAAAAACUGUGCUUGCCUGUACAUUUCUUAUUUUCAGAAUUGUCUGCAUUUGUGGAUCUUGAAAACAAGUGGAGUCCUUCACUAUAGAAGAGUAUCACCAGAAGAGAAUCUAGUUCAGGCUGGGUUACCCAAAGAUUUGUCUUUGAGUCAAUUUUUGGAUGAUAAUUUCCGGAGCCUUGGUAUUUUGCCCCCUAAAGAUUGUGAAGAUCGGUCUUUAAAUACGAUUAAAUUGCAACCUCUCUCCCCCGCGCAAAAGAGCUCAGCAAGAUUACGACUCGUGGAGGAGGACGAGGACGAGGACGAGAAAGUGAUUUCAAGUUUACAUUUAUGUUACAAAAUGUUCAUUGCCCCCGUUUAUGAUUUGCUUGAUGAGCCUGAAGUCAUUAUUGUUCCUGACCGCAGGUUGUACAAAGUUCCCUUUGCUGCCCUGAGUGAAAAGGAAGGAGCCGAAUACUUGUCAGAGACUCAUAAGAUCCGUAUCAUUCCUUCGUUGACAACACUCAAGAACAUUCAAGAUAGUCCAGAGGACUAUCACAGCAACACUGGUGCCUUGAUAACAGGCAAUCCCAAGGUUAAUUGGCUGCAACCAUUGCCAGCUGCAAGAAAGGAAGCGGAGAUGGUCGGACGACUGAUGGGUGUUCCGCCUCUAGUUGAAGAGAAAGCAACGAAGCAGGCGGUACUUGAGCGGAUAAGUUCAGUGAGCUUGAUACAUUUUGCUGCCCAUGGUAACGCGGAAAGAGGAGAAAUUGCACUCUCCCCCAUUCCUACUCCCAACAGUCAAAACGCUAUCCCGAAGGAAGCUUACAUGUUGACGAUGGCUGAUGUCUCACGAGUGAAAGUCAGAGCUAAACUGGUGGUACUUAGCUGCUGUCACAGUGGAAGUGGAGAGAUAAGAGCCGAGGGAGUUAUAGGAAUUGCCCGUGCGUUCUUAGGAUCCGGUGCUCGCUCGGUGUUGGUUGCGCUGUGGGCCAUUCCAGACUCUGCAACAGAGAAGCUGAUGAGUCGGUUUUACGAACACCUUGUUGAAGGAGAAAGUGCCAGUGAGUCUCUUCACCAGGCUAUGAAGUGGAUGAGAAAAAAUGGUUUUACCCAAGUGUCUCAAUGGGCUUCAUUCACGCUGAUUGGAGAUGACGUG